Messenger RNA from Vanrija pseudolonga, 2452 nucleotides. RefSeq names its product Sterol regulatory element-binding protein ECM22. The transcript has 7 exons. Lineage: Eukaryota; Fungi; Basidiomycota; Tremellomycetes; Trichosporonales; Trichosporonaceae. Gene Ontology annotation, cellular component: nucleus. Bases 162 to 2363 code for a protein of 733 amino acids. Gene Ontology annotation, biological process: positive regulation of transcription by RNA polymerase II. Gene Ontology annotation, molecular function: DNA-binding transcription factor activity, RNA polymerase II-specific; transcription cis-regulatory region binding; zinc ion binding. The record is from RefSeq and is a predicted model, not a curated record.
CUGAUGACCACCUGACCUUGUUGCUCGUCGUUAUCAUCACAAGCGCGGCCAUCGACAUCACUACUUCCACUUCCAAACGGUCGCUUCAUCGCUUCCGCGUCUCGACCGACAGCAACACAACACACCGCGUGUUACUUUACUUCCAAGUGCCAGCAUCACACAUGAGCCACCUCGUCUCCGCCGAGAUGGACGCGGGUCCAUCACGACACGCCCACGCGCACACGCACACGCACGUCUCGCGGCUCACGGCGACCGAGAGCGCCGCCAUGGCCGCGGCGGCCGCGGCGCGCACCCACGCGGGCGUGAAGCGGCGCCGCAAGAUGCGCUACUCGCGCUCACGGACGGGGUGCCUUACCUGCCGGCAGCGCAAAGUCAAGUGCGACGAGGCGAAGCCCGUGUGCGAGAAGUGCCUCGACCUCGAGAAGACUUGCGUGUGGCCGGAUACGCCCUUCAUGCCGUUCAAGCCGGCCAAGACUAGCGCACAGGGGACGAUACCCCGCCAGCGCCAAGGGGCGGAGCGAAGCUCGUCGAGAUCCGAAUCGCCGGCCGACUCGGUGUCGCCCCCGCAGCAUGCGGACCAGUCGUGGUUCGAGCCGCUCAUCAGCGCGCCAGACGAGCAGGAAGAGGAAGGUGGACAAGCAGAGGCAGCGGACGGCGGAGAAGGCGAGACGCUCAUCUUGUCGUCCAUGUCCUCGUCGUCGCCUGACCUCUUUGGCCAGUUCGUCCAGACGCCAGUCAGCGAGGCGGACAACUUGAUAUCGACGAUUGUCGACGCGUUGCGGACAGGCAGCGGCGGCGGGGGGACGAUGGCGCACGCGAACGCUGGGGCGCUUACGACGACGGCGCACUCAGCGCACGCGGCAACACACACCGUCCACCCGCUCUUCCGGGCCGACACGGCGGCGUCGUUCCUCACCUCCCCGAGACGGAGCACGCCACAGGUCAUCCUCGGCCCGCUGCUCUCCAUCCCCGACGUGUCGUCGCUGCCAUCCACGUCAACGUCGGUCUCGAUGGACACGGCGACGCUCGCGCUGCGCCGCGGCGUGAUCCAGAUGUCUGCGCCGUCACCCAGCUCCAACCUAGACAGCAUGGUGCUCGGGUCGAUCCCGGCGCCGCUCGCGCCGCCCUCGGACCCAAUCUCAAACGCGUUCCCCUCGGCCGCCAACCGGCGCCUGUUCCACCAGUUCUUCAACAUGACCUCGUCGAUCGUCGUAGCGAUGGGCAACCGGGCCAACUCGUCCAACCAGUCCAAGAACCCGUUCCUCGCCGUCUCGCUCCCGCUUAUCCUGCUCGACGUCGACUCGCCCGCCCGCGCGGCGUUCCGCCUCGGCGUGCUCAGCCUCGGCGCGGCACACCUCCACCACAGUUACAUGGGCAGCUCGGCCGAGCACUCGCAGCAGAUGCUGGUGGAGACGACGAGCGCGAAGCGGCAGGCUGGGGCGCACAUGAUUCUGAGCUUGAGCAAGGAGGGCGACAAGAACAUUGACCUGCUGCUCGCGACGUGCAUGGCGGUCAAGACACGAGAUGUCCUCAUGGCAGACAAGUCGUGGAAGCAGAACCUCGACUUUGCCAUUCGCAUGAUGUACAAGCGCGGCGGGCCGGCGGCGCUGCUGGCCGAAGACCCUGUCAACUUUGGCCGCCGGUUCGUCAUCGAGCAGCUGACCACCACCGACGUCUUCAGCACCUUCACGACGGGCGAGGAGCCGCUCCUUCUCGGCGAGAACGCGCCGUGGUGGUUCGAGUUUGACAAGACGGCCGUCAGCGACUGGCAGUGGGAGGCGUACGAGCGGCAGUUUGGCAUGAGCCGCGAGAUGCUCGAGCUGGUGGCGAGGUGCCGCGUUAUCGUCUAUCGCAAGGUCCGCCUGGGUACCGCGUUCCCCGGCGACACGGGUACGGAGAACAUUGGCGACACGAUCGACCAGGACGCGUACGCCAUGAUCGAGCAGCUCAAACUGUGGUCCAUCACGCAGCUCAAUGUUCCGCAGAAGUCGAGAGUGUUGAUUGGCGACUCGGCAUACCGCUACGCCAUGAUGAUUAUGCUGUACACGGAAGUGCUCAACCUCCCCGCGUCCGACGAGCGCAUCCAGACCGCCGUGCACUGCGUGCUCGAGCUGUGCUCCGAGAUCUCAAUGGAGCCCGUCAUGCUCGUGUGGCCGCUGCUCAUCGCCGGCGCGUGCGCGACCGCCAGCGACAGGCAGUGGAUCCGUGACCUGUUCAAUAUCUUCAAGGACGAGUAUUGCUCGGAUCUGCAGGCGGGGCAAAAGCUCCUCACGGAACAGUGGCUCAGGAUCGACGACGGGCGGGGGUUCACGCUGUGGCCGCAGCUGAUGAAGGAGAUCGACCUGCAGGUGUUGCUGAUCUAAUGUUGUAUACUGUAUGUAUGGGUAGUAGGGUGCAUGGGUCGUCUAGGCAUGCCCGUAGGACUGCGUUCCAUCCACUGACUAUACGCGAG